UUUCUCUUAAGGCGUGCUGUCACAGGGGUUAAACACUUAUUCUCUAUGUUUUUCAAGAAAUCCAAGGCAGCUGACCAGAAUGGAAGUAUUGCAGCACCAAAAGUUCCUGAAUCAGAAGCACUGCCACAGAACUGUGAAGUAUUGACCACAGAAUGGGGAAGCAGAGUCUAUUUACUGGGAACUAAUGAAUUCUGUACAAAAUGUCUGCAUAAUGUAUCAAAGGUUAUCAAACAACUUCGUCCCAGUGUUGUGUCUUUGCAGUGUUGUUCGACCAGACUAGAUGAUAUAAAACAGGAUGAAGAAACUGCCUUUAAAAAUCUUCAAAUUUCAUCAGCAUUUUUGUACAUGAAAAUGUUAUUUAUAGCUCUUGGUGGUAAUGGACCUGUAUCAGCACUGCUUUUCAAAGAGAAGGUGUUGAAAUCCAAGCAAACAGGGCUGUCAUCUGAUGCAGAUCUCAGACAAGCUUUCACUGAGGUUAAGAAGAUUCCAAAUUGUAAACUACACUUAGCUGAUAUUCCAGAAGAGAUUCUGGGAGUGAAGUCCUGGGGGAUUCCUAGUGUUAAGGAGAGGAUAACUUAUGCAAGAAGAUUGUAUAAAAGGCUACAGACAGAUCAAAACAACCCAGAGGAUGUACAUGAACUGGAGUCUAACAAAGAUUACAGGCAGCAAGAAAUUGACAAGGAAUUCAGCUCCUUACCUGUGUUCAAGAGACUAUUUAUCAGUGAUAGGGAUAGGUAUUUAGCCUACUCACUGAAGAAAGCCGCAGAACCCAGUGCAACAGAUAAAACGCCAACUGUGGUGGGUAUAGUGCGAAUGGAACAUCUAGAUGGCAUCAAAGAUAACUGGAAUAAAUCUGAUUUAGAUGUUGAUAAAAUAGCUAGUUUAGAGAAGAAUUAUGAGGUAUACGAAGCCCUGAAGUAUGGAGCUGUGAUUAUGACAUUUACUUAUUUCAUGACGAGAAGAAUUCGAGUCCGGAAAGCAUGGGACCUUUACUUUAAUGUAAAAAGAUAACCUUUGUAGCAUGUAGAUCAAUUUUAUUAAAAGAUAUGAUAUUUUCAUAUGUGAUAUUCCCAAUAAAUUUCGGGUUUAUAGUU
This is a messenger RNA of Saccostrea echinata, 1094 nucleotides long. RefSeq names its product traB domain-containing protein-like. NCBI's taxonomy places the organism in Eukaryota, Metazoa, Mollusca, Bivalvia, Ostreida, Ostreidae. The coding region runs from base 46 to 1011 and encodes 321 amino acids. The transcript is spliced from 8 exons. The record is from RefSeq and is a predicted model, not a curated record.